AUCUCCGAGUUCUCCCCUAGAGUUUCCAGUCAUCUUCUUGCUCUUUGAAAAUUCAGUUCGGAUAGGAAACAAAUAACACAAAAACACCAAUGAUAAAUGCAUCAUUGAAGGCCACGCCUUGCAUUGGGGUCAUGUGCAUCGACGUGUCAGUGCGGCUAGAGGCCCUCUAUGGAAGGAAGUGGCGCAGCUAUAUGGCCGCCUCCAAUGCGAAGUACUUGGAGGCCGCGGGAGCCCAUGUUGUGCCCGUCUGGAUUGGUCGCCAGCGCUCCUACUACGCUACGCUGAUGGAUCAACUCAACGGCAUCCUCCUGCCCGGCGGAGCCAUCUUCGUCGACGAGGCCGACGUCCAGUCGCGACCCGACCUGACAAAUGAGGGUGUGCGGACCGCGGAAGUCAUAUACCAGCUAGCCAUGGAGCGGAAUAAGAAGGCGAGCGAUCCCGGGGGCUAUUUUCCACUGUUCGGCAUCUGUCUGGGUAUGCAGCUGCUCCUCAUCAACGCAGCUCAGAGCACGAAGGUGCGCACCAAGUGUCAGCUAAUGAAGAAGGCCCUGCCCGUGUGCCUCACUGAGGAAUACCGAAAGUCGAAGCUCUUCAUGGACAUGCCGAAUAAGUGCUACGCCUGCCAUUAUCACGGCUACUGCAUUACCCAGGAGAGCCUGAAGGAGUUUGGCCUGGCCACCGACUGGCAGGCCCUGGCCCUGCAGAAGGACCCUGGUGGCCAUGAGUUUAUCAGUCUCAUCGAGCACCGGCGCUUCCCCAUCUUCGGCUCUCAGUUCCACCCGGAGCGGUCCGCCUUUGAGCAGCUCUACUCCCGCGAGGACACCAGCAGGGAGUCUCACUCCCGGGAGAGCAUUCAGCUGGCCGAGCGUCUGUGCAGCCGCUUCGUCGACGCCUGCCGCCUCAACAGGAACCAAUUCGCCAGCGCUGAAAGCAAGUCUCGCCACCUCAUCUGGAACUUUCAGCCGGUUUUCAGUGGCAAGCACGAGAAAUCCAACUGGCUGCAGUGCUACCUCUUCGAGAAGAAUGUGGACUAUCCGGAACGAGACAAAAUUUAAAGUUUAAAUCCAGAUCCAGAUUAUCUAAUACAUCGAAUCUUUUUUGCCACAUCCCAUUGAAACUGCUCCUCUGAGCCUUUGCUUCGUUUUACAUUUUCCGCCCAAUGCAAAUUCCACUCUGUAAUUUUCGUUUCAAUUUUUGGGUCCUCUUUUGCCCCCUUUCUUAAGAAUUUUCCACUGACGGAAAGCUACAAGUAUUUUCUCCUUUGGCCUCUUCUGUUUUCACUCUCGCAAAUGGAAUAAUUUUGUACAUUUUUUUUAUGGGUUUUCCAGUGGCAUGAGACUCCAUGGUGAGGUUGAACUGGUCACUUUGUAUGGGAAUGUGUACCUUGUGUUAAUAAUUAAAGAAGAAACAAACAAACAAA
This is a messenger RNA of Drosophila guanche, 1420 nucleotides long. RefSeq names its product gamma-glutamyl hydrolase (gene l(3)72Dr). NCBI's taxonomy places the organism in Eukaryota, Metazoa, Arthropoda, Insecta, Diptera, Drosophilidae. The transcript is spliced from 2 exons. Gene Ontology annotation, cellular component: vacuole. Gene Ontology annotation, biological process: tetrahydrofolylpolyglutamate metabolic process. Bases 90 to 1055 code for a protein of 321 amino acids. Gene Ontology annotation, molecular function: gamma-glutamyl-peptidase activity. The record is from RefSeq and is a predicted model, not a curated record.